AGCCCAAUGCAGGGUUCAAUCCCAGGACCCCAGUAUCAUGACCUGAGCCAAAGGCAGACCUGUAACCAACUGAGCCACCUAGGUGCCCCCUAUUACUGUUUUGUUUUUGGUUUUUUUACUUAAUUGUAUAUGGUUAGCAGCUGGGAACAACAUUAUACAUAUUCUUUGAAAUACAGUGAGAUUUUCAUUAUGUUCCAGUAUGUAUUGGUUUUCUAUAUGCUUCAUUUAUGCUUGAGAAGAAUGCUUAUUUUCUAAUAUUUGGGUAUAAGGUUCUGAUGAACAAGUCCUGCUUGUUCAUCAUUUUAUUUUUAUUUUUAUUUUUUGAUCUAUUUGACCUAUGAAAAAUUGGAGUGUGUUGAAAUCACCCACAGCAAUGCCGCUUUGUAAAUUUCUUCCUGUAGUUCUAAAAAUCCCUUGAGGCUUUUUUCCCCUCACCAAGAGAUGGUGAGUUUGGAUAUUUUGUCCUGUCUGGAUAGAUAUUUGAUUUGCUCAGGAAUGUUUCAGGGUAGCGAGAGAGUAGGAAAAAGUACAGGAUGUGGAGGUCCUAUCCUGUAUGGUCAUCUGCCUCAUUUUAAUCUUAUCCAUCAGCUGGGAGAGUGGCAUACUUACAGUAUUGAACUUACAGGCUGGAUUCUUCAGGUGUCUUUGGUUCAGGGGCAGAUUUGGACUUUUUUUUUUUUUUUUUUUUUUUUUUUAAAGCAGGCUCCAAGCCUAGUGUGGAGCCCAACACAGGGCUCAAACUCACGACCAUGAAAUCAAGACACUUAACUGACUGAGCCACCCAGGUGCCCCCAGAUUUGGAAUUUUGAUCCUUUUGCCAUGUUUCCUUUCAGACUCCUUCCAUUUGUCUUUGUUCCCUUCAUAUCUUGGGCCAUGCUGGACUUCCCACUUCUACCUUUUGGACACUCACCCCACCUAGUUUAUUUUUAUCUUUCCAGGUUGAUCCUUCCUGAGAUGUUUGAGCUGGAGCUACUUUCCCCGCAUCCCUUGUAGGAGAUUGCUGUUCUGUUUGAGCUCUGAAAUUAAGCAUAAGAAUUACCAUUUCACUUCACCCAAGCAUCCACUUUUAAUGGAGGGGACAUAAUUACCUUUAGCAGCUGGUUAUGUUUGGCAAGAUUAGAAGUUGGAGAGUGACAGUCUUCUGCCGUACUGAGUACUUCUUUUUCCAGAUUUCUCAGGUUCUCUCCUUUGCGCAUCCUGCUCUGACUUCUGAUGCGGCUGAGGUCCCAGUUUGAGAUGAGAAACUUCCUGUCCUUGACCAUUCUUGUUCCUGAGUUUUUUCACUUUGCCACUUUGGAUAUCUCUUCUGAGACUGUCAUUCCAGUUCGGGUUCAUCUCGCUGAUGAUUCGAUUUCUCCUGUUCCUUCUGUAGCUGCUUUUCUACUUCUUGUUCUCUUAUAGCUGGGUCAAUAGGCCUUGCUGCUCCAAACAUAGAAGCUGCUUGACUAGACUGGGAGGUGCCAGCCAAGGAAUCAUCUUCCUUAGGAGUACUCUGAAGUUUUAGAUUCAGUUUGGUUCUUUGGGAGGGACCUCUGUUAUCAUAUCUGUAAUCAUCCCCAGAAUAAUCAUCUUUAGAGCUUCUCAACUGAACAUCAUGUCUAUCAUAUUGGUCUUCCGGGUGGUCCCACUUCGUCUGUAGUCAUUAUCCCUAUUGUACCCACUAACACAUAUACUGCUGCUGCUGUUUAAUCCUGAGUCGUAGCCUCAAUCAUAGUCUCUGCUGUUAGUCAUCAUAGCAGUCCUGGCCUCCAUAAUGAUUAUGAUGUUUGCCUACAAAGCUAUCAUCACCUCUUCUAGGUAGAUAGUCAUCCAGGCUGUCUGUUUGGAUGUUUUGUGAGAAUCCCGAUUUCUUGCUCAGUCAAAAGAAUGAGAAUCCUUGUCUUUAUCUUGAGCUUGAUCAGGAGAGUCCAUUGGAAUAUUGUUAACCAGACUCUUCAUUGAGGUUUAGGGCACCGAGCAAGGGAGGCAGGUUCUCAAACUCCAUGAGAUCAAAACCUUUCAACCUCUCUGGCUUGCUGGGUUCAAAUGGUAAAUGCAGUGCACUGAUAUUUAAUCCUCUAAAGAAUUCCUUAAUGGAGACUUCUGUCACAUCACAAAUUGUGUUCCCUAGAGAAGCGGCGUAGAGUAGCAAUUUGAGAAGAUGGCUCUGGUUGAUUCUAGGUUGUCAGGGGGCCUGUGGAGCAGUGGUUAGUUGGCGGUUCCUUAUACAUGCUGUCAUCAUUACUGUGCCGCUGGUUGAAACAUCUUCCAGAUCAGUCCAGCUUACUGGUUUGGGGACAGACAUGCUUCCCCCACCAGUGCUGCCAUCCUCAGCCAGGAAGUCUGUUAGGGAGAUAGUCUUCCCCAUCUUUUUUGCUGAGGUCACUAUGUUGGGGAGCAUUUUCUUUUAAGCAUGCAAAUUUACAGUUUUAGGCCUACUUACUUAUUUGCACCUUGGAGCAUUUUCUUAGUUCUCCUUAAUAAUGCUGUUUGUCUGCUCUUAUCACUAAUCCCAGCUUUCUGUUUAUAUUUGCUUAUAUAUUGUUUAUAUUUGUCCAGUAUGUUCUUUUCCAUAUUUUGCUUUCAUCUUCUCAGUAUCUUUACUUGGUUUAAGCUGAAUAUUGGGACAUGGCCACUGCUUCACCACGGUCUGAUACUAGUAAUAACCACAGUGGAAGGUUACAGUUACAGGUAACUGUUUCUAGUGCCAAACUAAAAAGAAAAAAGAACUGGUUUGGAACAGCAAUAUAUACAGAAGUAGUUGUAGAUGGAGAAAUUAAGAAAACAGCAAAAUCCAGUAGUUCUUCUAAUCCAAAAUGGGAUGAACAGCUAACUGUAAAUGUGACCCCACAGACUACAUUGGAAUUUCGAGUUUGGAGUCAUUAUACUUUAAAAGCCGAUGCUUUGUUGGGAAGAGCAACAAUAGAUCUGAAACAAGCUCUCUUAAUACACAAUAGAAAAUUGGAAAGAGUGAAAGAACAAUUAAAACUUUCUUUGGAAAAUAAGAAUGGUAUAGUGCAAACUGGUGAAUUAACAGUCGUGCUCGAUGGACUGGUGAUUGAGCAAGAAAAUCUAACAAACUGCAGCUCAUCUCCAACCAUAGAAAUACAGCAAAAUGGUGAUGCCUUACAUGAAAAUGGAGAUCCUUCAACAAGACCAGCUUCCAGGUUGGCUGUUGAAGGUACUAAUGGAAUAGAUAAUCAUGUACCCACAAGCACUGUAGUUCAAAACUCAUGCCGUUCAUAUGUAGUUAAUGGAGACAACACACCUUCAUCUCCGACUCAGGUUGCUGCCAGACCCAAAAAUACACCAGCUCCAAAACCACUUACAUCUGAGCCUACCAAUGACACUGUUAAUGGAGAAUCAUCUUCAUCUGCACCAACCGAUAAUGCUUCCACCACGGGUACUGCAGUAGUAUCUGAAGAAACCGCCUUGUCUUCAGAUUGCACUAAUACUACUGUUGAAGAUCCUCCAGUUCAAGAAAUACUGACUUCCUCAGAAAACAAUGAGUGUAUUCUUUCUGACAGUGCAGCACUUGGAUCUGAAGCUAGAAGUACUUUAGACCCUGCUGCCUCUAAUUCUGGAAAUAAUUCUGCUUUUGAGGCAGCCAAAUUAAGACAGCCAGAUGGGUGUGCGGAACCUGUACGGCAACAGUCUGGAAAUACCAACGCAGAAACUUUGCCAUCAGGGUGGGAACAGAGAAAAGAUCCUCAUGGUAGAACUUACUACGUGGAUCAUAACACUCGAACAACGACAUGGGAGAGGCCGCAACCUUUACCUCCAGGUUGGGAAAGAAGAGUUGAUGAUCGUGGCAGAGUUUAUUAUGUGGAUCAUAACACCAGAACAACAACCUGGCAGCGGCCUACCAUGGAGUCUGUUCGAAACUUUGAGCAGUGGCAGUCUCAGCGGAACCAGUUGCAGGGAGCUAUGCAACAGUUCAACCAGCGAUACCUCUAUUCGGCUUCAAUGUUAGCUGCAGAAAAUGACCCAUAUGGUCCUUUGCCACCAGGCUGGGAAAAAAGAGUGGAUUCAACCGACAGGGUGUACUUUGUGAAUCAUAACACAAAAACAACCCAGUGGGAAGAUCCCAGAACUCAAGGCUUACAGAAUGAAGAACCCCUGCCAGAAGGCUGGGAAAUUAGGUAUACUCGGGAAGGUGUUAGGUACUUUGUUGAUCAUAAUACAAGAACAACAACAUUCAAAGAUCCUCGCAACGGGAAGUCAUCUGUAACUAAAGGUGGUCCACAGAUUGCCUAUGAACGCAGCUUUAGGUGGAAACUUGCUCACUUCCGUUAUUUGUGCCAGUCUAAUGCACUACCCAGUCAUGUAAAGAUCAAUGUAUCCCGGCAGACACUGUUCGAAGAUUCCUUCCAACAGAUUAUGGCAUUAAAACCCUAUGACUUGAGAAGGCGAUUGUAUGUAAUAUUUAGAGGAGAAGAAGGACUUGAUUAUGGUGGUCUAGCAAGAGAAUGGUUUUUCUUGCUUUCACAUGAAGUUUUGAACCCCAUGUAUUGCUUAUUUGAGUAUGCUGGCAAGAACAACUAUUGUCUACAAAUAAAUCCAGCAUCAACCAUUAACCCAGACCAUCUUUCAUACUUCUGUUUUAUUGGUCGCUUUAUUGCUAUGGCACUUUUUCAUGGGAAGUUUAUUGAUACUGGUUUCUCUUUACCAUUCUACAAGCGUAUGCUAAGUAAAAAACUGACUAUUAAGGAUUUGGAAUCUAUUGAUACUGAAUUUUAUAACUCCCUUAUCUGGAUAAGAGAUAACAACAUUGAAGAAUGUGGCUUAGAAAUGUACUUUUCUGUUGACAUGGAAAUUUUGGGAAAGGUUACUUCGCAUGACCUGAAGUUGGGAGGUUCCAAUAUCCUGGUGACUGAGGAGAACAAAGAUGAAUAUAUUGGUUUAAUGACAGAGUGGCGUUUUUCUCGAGGAGUGCAGGAACAGACCAAAGCUUUCCUUGAUGGUUUCAAUGAAGUCGUCCCUCUUCAAUGGCUACAGUACUUUGAUGAGAAAGAACUGGAGGUUAUGUUGUGUGGCAUGCAGGAGGUUGACUUGGCAGACUGGCAGAGAAAUACUGUGUAUCGACAUUAUACAAGAAACAGCAAGCAAAUCAUUUGGUUUUGGCAGUUUGUGAAGGAGACAGACAAUGAAGUAAGGAUGCGACUAUUACAGUUUGUCACUGGAACCUGCCGUUUACCUCUAGGAGGAUUUGCUGAGCUCAUGGGAAGUAAUGGGCCUCAAAAAUUUUGCAUUGAAAAAGUUGGCAAAGACACCUGGUUACCAAGAAGCCACACGUGUUUUAAUCGCUUGGAUCUACCACCAUAUAAGAGUUAUGAACAACUAAAGGAAAAACUUCUUUUUGCAAUAGAAGAGACAGAGGGAUUUGGACAAGAAUGAAUGUGGCUUCUUGUCUUGGAGGAGCUCUUGCAUUUAAAUACCCCAGCCAAGAAAAAUUGCACAGAUAGUGUAUAUAAGCUGUUCAUUCUGUACAGUGAAUUUUCUGAACCUCUCAAAAGUAUAAAUGUUUUCCGUUCUUCCACAGAAAUAUGCAAAACAGUUCAUCCUUUUCUACUUUAUUUAUUGUUCCCUUGAAGUGACUGACCAGGAAAAAGAUCAUCCUUAAAUUUGAAGCAAGCAAGAGACUUUAUUAAAAAUAAGUAUAUAUCUAUAUAAGCAUAUAUGAUAGUGGCUCUAGUUUUAUAGAGCUCCGAGUAUAUUAAACAUGACAGCCGUUCAUUCAAAAAAUAAUCUGGAUUUGCUUUACCUUGUUUCUAGUAUCCAGAAGAAAAAGUACAAAUUGCUUCAUGAUCUUCUCCCUUAUGUAACACCUCUUGAGGGUGUUUAGUUGCAUGGCUGUUCAGGAAGGUAUUAAGGGCUUAGGCCAAAUCUUACUUUGAGUAUGAAAAAUGCUGCUGGCUUUUCUGAAGACAGGCAUUUGAACCUGUCAAUUCGUUUUAAAUAAAUACAGUAGUUGAAAAAUUUCCCUCUUUGCUACAUCACUAAUACAGUCAAAGUAAUGAAUGAAACAAUAACGUACAUGUAAGUCAUACACUAUAUCUGAUGCCAUUUAGCUUAUUCUAGAGGUUGGAAAGAAUUCAGUAAGCAGCAAAGAGGUUUGUUUACAUGUUACUUUGGGAUGCUAGGUAUUUGUGGAGUUAAAAAGAAUCAGGUACUUAUGUACUUUUGUUUUUAAAUCUGUGAUGUUCUUUAAAUUUAAUUCAUAAUAAAUUGAUGCAGUUUGAUACUUAGGAACAAAUAAGGUAAUGUGAACAUUUUUGCUCUUGUGUUCAGAGUUUUGGUUUUAUAAAACCAGAUGGACUGAAGAGUUGUAUAAGCAUUUGAACAUUCAAAUGAAAACUAUUUUCUAUUAGUGUUCAUAUAUCUUCAUUCCUCUUAAAUUCAUGAAAAUUUUAUGAUCUGAGUUAUAUAAGCAUAUUAAAGAAUCUUUUGGUCCCCACCCCCCUUUUUACAUAGAUCAUUAUUUUUGUCCUAGUAACUUUUAAAUUUUCCAUUACCAAGGGCAUUUGCUGAACUACCAAGAUGUAUAAAAAAUUAAGAUCUGAUGUGAACGAUAUUAAUGCUAUUUUAGCAAACUGGGCUUCCUUAUUAAUAACAAAAAAUUCAAUUUCCAUUUGUAUCACUUCAAUAUGCAGUGUAAAUUUCAGGAAGUUAAAAAGUUUUUUAUAACCAUGCACUGACAUCUUACAAUGUUAUCUGUAACAUAUUUAACUGCUAAGUACAUAUGGAAAAUACUAGUAUACAAUUUAAUUUCCCUAAACAGUUUUUGUUUUGCCAAAAUUUUAUUUUUCUACAUAUUAGAUUGUGUUCACUUCUAUUCAAAGUUCAUAGUAAAGAUGAAAUAAAAGCAGUGAUCCACUAUGUUGAAUAGACUCCUUUCCCAAAUCUGAUCCUGGGCUAUCUUGAAGCAUAAAGAAUUAAAAACAAAUACUGAUGUAUAUGACAUUAUGUGAUAGAGGGUGACCAGUCUUCAAAAGGGCUACUUAAAUUAUACCAUAGAAAGCAUCACUGCUCAGUGAAUUCUGCCAUGACAUGACAGAAGUUACUGAUGGACAUCAUUCAUUCAGUGGAGGUGAGAAUGAGAAUACCAUUUAGCACAUAUGACCGAAAACAGGAGGCUUUCAGGGGGCUGGGCCCCCCUCCUCACGUCAGGUAAGAAAUUACUGUAUACCAGUUGAGGCUACACGGAACCCACGGAAACCAAACAGCUUUCUGAAGAAGGCUAUUUUGGAGGACUCAGGGCCUUCCACCUUUCAAACCCAAUUAUAAAAAACCAGGCCUAUAGGCAGGAUUUAUUAUGUCUUAAUUCAUAUACUCAGGUGGCAAUGAGAGAAACCAAGGAUGUGGGCUACCUCUCACCUUCUCUCUUCUUUUCCCAUCCUUGUCCUGUGCUGGGCUAGACAGGCUCACUAUGCCUGAAAUGAAGAAACAGGCAAAGAAUGAGGCUUAGAGACAGAUUCAUAUUAUUUCAUUUCAGUGACACUCACUCACCACCACCGAACAGAGCCCAGUGAAUGGGUAACAGGCACAACAUAAUUUCUAUCUCAUCAAUCAGAUAUGUCUGUCUUCCCAGGAAAGCAGCUACAAGUGGCAGUUGAAGCUCAAAGAGUUAAUAAAACCUUUUAACAUCACAGCCUUCAGUUAAUCACCUGCCUCCUAUCUUUACAACUAGAUAGGGUGGUUAUGUGUCAACAUACCGUUAGGCAAUACUGCUUCUAUUAGAAAUGACACGUGACUGAUAAGUUCAUCUGGACUGGGAAAUCUCCAGAUACUUAAUAAACCAUACCUUUGGAUUUCCCAGAGGAAACCCAUAACUACAUGUCCCUUCUGAGGUCCUGAGCUGUGACCUGGGGAGAUGAUAGUUCUUGUCGCUGUGUGAAUGCUCUGCUACACAGACUGCUGCUGUAAGGUCAUCUUCUGAAAUGUAGGAAGUCCUGACUGACUUGCUGGUCAGCUGUGGUUCCUAUCUUAUUAAUAAGCCUUCUCAGCCUAUUGCAGACUUUCUGAGUCUGAAUGUUGAACUCUAGUGGAUAUUGCAGAAGUAAAAAAUCUCGUUUAAAUAUGUAGAUGAGAGAACAAAGGUUGUCUUAUGAACACUCCCCAGUUUUCUUAAUCCGUUGAUCUUAAAAACCAAACUUAAGGUAAACUGUUUUGAGGAAAAACCCCAGACCGUAUCAGAGAAGCCGUCUACGUUUAUGAGGCUCCUUUUUACCAACUGUAUACUCUUCAGUCGUAGGACAAAACAGUUCACUAUUCUCAGAGGGCAGUGCAGUGGGUUAGAACAGGGCAUUCAUUAAAAUAAUUCAUGGCCCUUGCCAAAAUAAUCCACCGCUCCUUCUUAUUUUUUCUUCCCAAUAAAUUUAGGGUACAAUAAUGCCCAGGCACACACAGUCCAAAAUAGGUUGUAUGGUGAACACAUGAAAUCAAAAAAUACCCCUCAAAUAAUUUAGAAGCAAAAAUGUACAACUCAAAAAGUGGCAUUUCCUAAAUUCCAAAUUUUCUCUCCCAAAUCUCAACCAAGGAGAAUACCGAUAAUCGCAUUUAAAAAUACUUACUGAUACGGUAUAUCCUUUAUGUAUUCUCUUUCAUCCUCAUAACUCCUCUAAGGUUGGUGUCUUUUGCUUUUUCUUUGUUGUCAUGAUGCUUAUUUUACAGAUUAGUGAGUCAUUUUUACAAAGUCCAUAGCUAGUUCACAGUCUAUGAUUAAAUGCUCCGUUGGGAAAAUUUUGCUAAUAAGUUAACUGAGAGCUUUCAGAUUUUUUAUAAAGUAGCCACUUUCCAAAUCCAGAUUUAUUCUCAAUCCUCAAAGGAAGUAAACCUGUCCACAAGGCAAGGUAAUUAUAAUCGCCCAUAGCCCAUGUCUGUAAUACAAGGGCAGACUACUACAAACUUCUGUUCACAUGCAUGUGGGGAAAUGAGCAUCUCAAACUAGCAGUCACAUUUGGAACACAGACAAUUAAGUAGGGACUGCACAAGAAGGAGAAUAAUGGGGUCCUAGGGUUUGUUCCCAGAAUAGGUCUCACUGUGAGGAAAUGCCAAGAACCAGUGUAAGACCUGGUGAAUCAGACUCCUGGGUAGUCAAAAUGAAGAGAAAGAGUACACACAAUCAGAAUCUUAGGAAUGUACCACAUCUUGGAGAAGGGAGCUAGCUAUCCCUUAGUUUAAAAGGGGAAAAAAGGGAAGAUAACAGCUCUAUAAAUUAAGACCCAGCAACUGCACUCCUGGGUGUUGAUAUAACCUGUACCCAAUGUUCGUAGGAGUCAAUGACUGGAAACAGCCUAAAUGACCUUCAGUGAAUGGUUAAAUAAACAGGUACACUACUACAGUGAAAUAUAAUCAGCAGUACAAAGGAAUCAACUACUGACUAUAUUGAGAUGGAUCUCAAAGGAAUUAUGUUAAAUGAAAAAGGCCAAUUUUCAAAAGGUCACACAAUCUGAUUCCAUUUAUAUAACAGUCUUGAAAUUCGUGGUUGCCAGGAUUAGGGAUGGUGGCAGGGAGGGAAAGUGAAUAGGUGUGACCAUAAAGGGACAGCACUAGGAAUUUAUAUGAUUUGGUAGAACAGUUCUGUAUCUUGAUUAUAGCGGCAGUUUAAAAAAACUACAUGUAACAAAAUACGUAGAACACACAUUAAGUGAGAGCAUUUAGAAGUAAAAUCUGAGUAAGAUCUAUGGGCUAUACCAAUUAUGUGGUUUUGAUACUGUACUGUAGUUAUAGGUUUACCUCUGGGGCCUCUCUACUUUUUUUCCACCAACUUCCUGUGAAUCUAUGAUUUCAAAGCAAAAAAAUUUUUUAAAAGCACUAUAAAAUACCAGAAGACAGACCCCUCCCAUAAAAGGUUUUAUUACUGAAAGAUACCUCAUUCCACAAAAACCACUUCACAGAGAUUAUUCUUGAACAAAUCCAAAAAACAAACCCUUCACUUCACCACCCAUUUGAUUACCUGGUACUGCUGGUAACUCAAAACAUACACACACACACACACACACACACACAGCCCCCACCAGAAAAUACUCAAAGUCACUCCAUAGAGAAAAUUGAAAAGGAGAAAAUUCCAGAGGAUGCUCAAACCAGAAACAUUCUUUAACACAAUAUACUAAUAUGAAUUAAAUGUAAAUAACUAUAGAUAUCAAAAAAAAUCAAAAUAGAAAUUCAGAAACUCAGAACUGGACAAACUACAUGAAAAUGUGAAAUGCCUGCUGACUGGAAUCAGGAAAAAAAAAAGGAAGAAAAAGACAUCUCGAAAGUGAAGAUAAAAUGUAUCUGAGGAAGAAAACAAUCAAAAAUAAGAGACAUGGAAGACAAAUUCAAAGAGCCAAGAAAAUGAAACUGAAAGAGGUAAAGAGAAAAAUCAGAGACAUGAUAAAAAAAUUAGGCAAAGAAGAUCUAAUACACACAAUCAGAGUUGCUGAAAAUAAGAUGGAACAGUGGUUCUCAAAGUGUGGGGUAAGGCAAAUCUGGUAUGAGGGAUGAUCUAAGAUAACUGGACUGGCCUCUUCAGUCAAUGAAUUGGUGGGAUUAAAAGAAAAAAAGAUGGGAGAACUCUUCUAGAUUUUUAAAAAGUAAGGCAGAAAAUCAUAUACAAUGUAUGACUGGAUCCUAGUUUUUAAAAGUGUAAGACAUUCCUGGGACAUGUGAGAAAAUAUGAAUAUGGCUGGUAUUAGAAGAUGAUUUUAAAGAACUACUGUUAACUUUUAGUUGUGCUAAUGAGUUUUUGUUUGUUUAGAAGGAUGUCCUUAUUCUGAUAUAACACAGGCUGAAAUAUUUAGGGAUGAAGUAUAUUGUCUACAAUUUCAACAGUUUAGAAACAUACACACACACACACACGUAUAUAUAUAUAAAUAUACACACAUAACAGUGAAAUAUAGCAGAAGAUUAGCAAUUGGGAUGGGUAUAUAGAGUCCAGGACUUUUUCCUUCUUGUUCAAAAAUAUACAUGAUAACACAGACCACAUCUGCACAGUUCACUGUUAACAUUAUAAUUCCCAAAUCCUCUGGGGAAAACCCACUAUGCAUGCACUGUUGAUUUAUCUGACAUUCAAGAUAAUCCUUUUUAUAAAACAGUUUUGCAGUGGUGGCAUCCCAGCCUCAAGUAAUACUGUCCUGCCUAUUUAAAACAUCUUCAUUUCUGUUUCACCCUUGAGUUCUGUGUUCUUUUCACCACAUUAGGGAAGAGAAUCUGGGCUUUGUGUAGUGACAAAAUCAAUCCUCCACUUGUGAGACUAUGUCAGAUUAAAAAAAAAAAAAUCACUCCAUUUUCCGUCCUCUCCUGACUUGUUUUUUCCUUAUGCAGGUUGGUUCCAAGAUCCAUCAUUUAACUACUUUAUACCAAGAACCCUCAACAUCCUAACCUCCUAAUUUUCACUGCACCUUCUCUGCAAGAUCUCCACUUUGCAUCAGUCCAGUCUGACAAAUGCACACCCCCAAUGAAACCUCUUCCACAAAGCUUUUUAUUUUCUUGAUCUCCCAUUCUAAUGUGAACCAUCCUCCUAAGAAAUCUUACACCACUUUGUAUUGCUGGUGUCUUAAAUGUGCAAUAUCUCUGCCUCUGAGCCAGGGAGAAGUCUCUACCAAUCUUUUGUAAUUAUUUCUUUUGUUAUCUGUGAAGAAACUUAGAAUUUUGUAUAUUUCGUUUGUUAAAUGGUCAUAUUAAAGAACCGAGAAAACA
Molecule: messenger RNA, 11661 nt
Organism: Ailuropoda melanoleuca (giant panda)
Lineage: Eukaryota; Metazoa; Chordata; Mammalia; Carnivora; Ursidae
Gene: WWP1
Product: WW domain containing E3 ubiquitin protein ligase 1
Exons: 24
Coding region: 2608-5376 (922 amino acids)
Biological process (GO): proteasome-mediated ubiquitin-dependent protein catabolic process; protein ubiquitination
Cellular component (GO): cytoplasm
Molecular function (GO): protein binding; ubiquitin protein ligase activity
Source: RefSeq, a predicted model, not a curated record